AUGAGUCAAGCAAUCGUUCCGCACGGCGAAGUUCGACAGAAAAGGACAUUAUGGGGCAAGAUAAGACGUAUCAUAUGGGAUGAUAUUGAAGAUCCCGAGGAGAGAGCUUUCGUCAGAAGACUGGAUUGUGGUUUGAUGACCAUUGCGAUGCUUGGAUAUUUCGUCAAAUACUUGAGUCAAGCCAACGUUGCGAACGCUUAUGCAAGUGGUAUGAAGGAAAGUCUCGGAUUCACAGGCAAUGAGUACAAUACUUUAUUGACAAUGUUCACGGUUGGAUAUGUCAUCGGUCAAUUCCCUGGUACUUUGGCGACCGUCCGAAUAUCACCCUCGAUUUGGCUCCCCACAUGUGAAGUCGUAUGGACCGCUUUGGUCAUGGCAUGUGCCGCAGCGAAGAAUGUUCACACCCUUUACGGACUGCGUUUCAUCAUUGGUCUCCUCGAAGCUUCAGCUUACCCCGGUAUGCUUUGGGUUCUCGGUUCAUGGUAUGGUCCGGCUGAAUUAGGGAAAAGAGUCGUCAUGUUCCAAGCUACUUCAUCUGUAGGAACCAUGUUCUCUGGUUAUUUGCAAGCAGCAGUACAUUCAGGAUUAAAUGGUGUUGGAGGUCUUACUGGAUGGCAAUAUCUCUUCUUAAUGGACGGUGUAAUAUGUAUGCCUAUUGCCAUUGCCGGCUACUUCCUCAUCCCUGAUAUUCCUACAAAACCCAACCCAAGAGCAAGAUGGUACCUUCGAGAUCAGGACAUCAAAAUGGCUAUCUCGAGGAUGGAAAGGUAUAAACGAGCUCCCACCAAAGGAUUCACUAUCGAGAUUUUCAAGAAGACAAUGACUUCAUGGGUUCCUUGGACUUUCUUCAUCCCUUACACAUGCUUCGUGGUCGGUCUUGGUUCUUAUGCCUACAUGAAUUUAUGGCUGAAGGCUACCCCUCAAUGGAAGAACAAUAUCACCGCUAUAAACGUUAUUCCUACUGGAGGUUAUGGUUUGUCAAUCGUUAUGUCGUUGAUUUACGCUUGGACAAGUGAUGCUCUCAAUACACGUUGGCCGAUUUGUUUCAUCGGUGGUUUCCCUCCACUCGUUGGUAACAUCAUCUUGGCAGUAUGGCCAUCAGCAAAUUCCGCUAAAUUCGCAGGGUUUUUCUUAAACUUUACUGCUACUCCGAUUGGAGCAAUCAUGCUUGCUUGGGUCAAUGAGAUUAUGGCUGCUUCAGGUGAAGCUAGAGCUAUUACCAUUGGAUUCUUGAAUACUGCAGCAUACACAGUUAAUGCUUGGGCUCCUAAUCUCAUCUUCCCUGCUUCUCAAGCUCCUCAUUAUAAAGCAGGAUAUAAAGUCACUGCUGCAUUCUUCGCUAUCUGGAUCAUCUCCAUACCUAUUAUCAUAGUACUACUACGCUCUCUGCCAGUACCAACCUGGAUCGAUGAGUCUGUACAUUCUGGAAAGGAAGAUGACAACAUAGAAAAACACCCUGAUCUGGAAUCAUCUCUUAACAGGAGUAUGGUGGUUGCUGGUGUUGAUGGGAAAGCCACAGAGCCUCAAUAA
Kwoniella shivajii is the source of this 1530-nucleotide messenger RNA. RefSeq lists its product as uncharacterized. Gene Ontology annotation, biological process: transmembrane transport. The transcript has 10 exons. Lineage: Eukaryota; Fungi; Basidiomycota; Tremellomycetes; Tremellales; Cryptococcaceae. Gene Ontology annotation, molecular function: transmembrane transporter activity. The record is from RefSeq and is a predicted model, not a curated record. The coding region runs from base 1 to 1530 and encodes 509 amino acids. Gene Ontology annotation, cellular component: membrane.